AUUCGGAGAAGAAUCUUGGACAAUUUGUCGGCGUUUGAUGCUGCAAAGUUGAUGAAUUUACACUUGUGCGUCUUGACUGUGAAAGAGAAAGAAAAAUAUCUUAAGUCGCUCUGGGAUUUGGUGUGGGAUGUGCCUACUGUCGAAGAGCUUUCACAAGAGGGAAUGAAACUAACAUUAUUCGGAGACGGCGCUUGUGCACUCAAACAGCAAUUGCACGCGACAGAACACUAUCUGAAUUCUUACGGGAACAGAAGGCUCACAAUCUACAUGUUGGGCACAUUUCCUGUAUUCACGCCGACAGCGAGGCUCGACUCACUAAUCGAAUUCAGCACUACAAGACAUACCAGCCUCGUACGAUCUUACGGUGACAAAUAUCGACUGGGCCACAUUCGCGCUCUUUUGGACACUGAUGCGAAGGGAGACUUUGUCAUGAGUUCCAGUGUGCCAAUGAAACUGUCCAAUAAUCUUAUCAAGGGGUCAUGGUAUAAGGUUGACGAUGUCCCGGAUCGUACAGUUGGUUUAUGGGUGUAUGUGCCCUCUUUCUGCGACCGUCUUUCGAAGGAAGUGAGACUGACACCGAUGGAUUGGUUGCGGAUGAUGAGAGCAAGUCCGCUGCUCAUCUCACUACCCCGUGUCUCUCCCAAACCAACAUCGAUAACGACAUGUAACAAACGAAAGCUUUGCAGUGACGCGCACAACACUUUACUCAGAUCACUAGGUCUUAUUUCGACGCUGAGUCAGCUGUUUUCCUUCUGCACGGGACGUUGUCGAUUGAGGAAAUGGUCACUCACAGCUGCGGGUAUACAAUCUCUGGAAGCAACUCCCCAGGAGCAGUUUUCAGGCGACGACAGUUCUGAGCGCCGGCUGACUGCAUACUUGAGAACACCUCCUUUUGGUGUUCAAUCAGGUUCGCGCGUAAGGAUGGAGCUCACGCAAGUGCCGAACAUACGCUUUUUACUCGACGUAGCCAAUCACAGUACCUUGGGCUUGACUAUCACGAUUGCCUAG
Molecule: messenger RNA, 1008 nt
Organism: Bipolaris maydis ATCC 48331
Lineage: Eukaryota; Fungi; Ascomycota; Dothideomycetes; Pleosporales; Pleosporaceae
Source: RefSeq, a predicted model, not a curated record